UCCUCUUCUUCUUCUUCUUCUUCUUCUUUCUUCCUUUUGACGUGUCCGUGGAUCACGUCCUCUCCACGCCCCCCCACCAUGAGAAAGUGCCACAUGACCUGUCAAGUAGGAAGUGGAGCUCUCACCACCACCACCAACACAUCCAGCAGCAGCAGCAGCACCGAGCGGAGACCGAAGACGAGGCUGAAGCCGCUCAACCUUUCGCCCGGUGCCACUCGACGUUCCCCCACCCGGACACACACACACGUUUCCAGGCAGAGCAGCGAUCUUGUCCGCAGUCAUGUACGUGAAGCUGCUGCUUUUCGCCGCAGUCGUGGCUCUCGCUGUCGCACCAGCCGCGGCGGACUCCGAUAAAUGUUCCAAGCUGACAUGUGCUACGUGCACGGCCACUGAAGACUGUCUCUGGGUCAACUGCACAACAUCAUUUUUUGGCUGUCUCAAUGCAACUCUUCUGGCAGGAAACGAUUCCUGCUCCAACGCUACCUGCGCAGCUUCGGAACCUACUCCAACAACCAAGGCUUCGACUGUCGCUCCAUCUCCGACUUCUUCCCAACCCCUUACAACCCCCACUGCCCCUGUUGUCACGACCGCCUCUAACAGCAGCACCUCUGCUCAGCCCACCACAGAAAAUGGAACCGUCAUUGUCACCACUCCGAGCAGUAACACCUCCAUCCCCACUACAUCGGCUUCUUCAAAUGGAACCAUCACAAGUACCACGCCGGUCUCCCCGACCCCGGCCUCUCAAAAGAAUGCCACCUUUGAUGCCGCGAGCUUCAUCGGCGGAAUAGUGCUGGUGCUGGGCCUGCAGGCGGUGAUCUUCUUCCUCUACAAAUUCUGCAAGUCCAAGGACCGCAACUACCACACCCUUUGAAGCAGCAUCACGGUUGGAUCGGCAUCACCGGCCCCGUCCCCGCCAAACUCUAACCUCCCGGAGAAGACUCCCCACUCGGCACGCACUCAUCACACGCUCACCACGGCGAACUCAAACAGUGUUUUCAAGCAGUUUUUUUUUUUCAUGUUUGUGCCACUUGUGAUUUCGGCCUGCAUUAGUGCUGCUGUAGUCGGUGUGGAGGCACCCACGCAUGCCUGUAUGUAUGAUAAAUAACAUUGCACCAACAUGUACAGUAUACAGAUCCCUAGUGAUAUGGCAUUUAAGCCUUGAGCAUAUGGAUUACAUCACGUGUUAGCUACUACCCACCUCCAUCGUGCUGUUAGUCAUCCUGCGAAAGACCAUUUUCCAGCGAACUGAGGCGGCUGGUGUUAUUUACGGCCCCUCUCCUCACCACAUGAGUCAAAAGGACCAGCAGUAGCUUUCAGUGAUGCCUGGGAGGAGGAGCAUUUACAGCAUCCUCUCAAUUUUUUGAUUUGGAAACACUGUUUGAGUUCACAGCUUUUCUUAAAAUGUGACGAUGGCGAUGAUUCAGUAUUGCUUUCACCCUGUCGAGUCGUGGGCAGGUUCCCCCCCCCCCCCCCUUCAUGCAGCUGUAUCCUAUAUAUGUGUUCAUAGAUGAUGUAAAAGAGGUGGGGUUACUUGAAGAGGGGAUAAAAAGCAUCACCCAAUCAUCUAAUAUCAGGAACAACGGCGAUCCCUCUGGUAAACAGUCUUAUUUCGAUGGACGUCUCCCUUGGCAUUUCGGAGUGCGGUGCGUUUUCUGCAGUUGAAUUCCCAGCGGAGAUCUCUCACCCAAUAGGAGUUGUUAAAAUGUCACCAACUGCCAGUGGAGCGGCACAAUGCAAUAAAUUAUGUAUUAAGUUCAUUUCCCAGCCAUUAAUCUCCCUUAUGAUCCUUACUGGCAUCAAAUCUUACCCGCGCGGAGCUGCCCCCUUGCUUUCUGUGAAGUAGCCGAAAAAAGGGGGGAAAAUGAACGAUUGUAGAAUAUUUCAGAAGUGUUAUUAAUUAAUGUGUUUAAAAUAGAGUGGGUGGGGGGGCUUGAAGAAAAUGGCGUGCACCUUUCUUGAUGUGGACAGUGAUAGCAGUGAAGUGCCUUUAAUGUCCAGUAUGAGGAAGAGGACGAGUCUCUUCUUCCUGUUUGAGGCCCCUGAGUGUUGUCACGAGUUUGUCGGUGAGCUGUGAGAUCCGAAGUAUCAGCAGCUGGACUGAAGAGCCUUUUAUUGGUGGAAGUAUAAGGUAGAUGUCACUCGAGGGCCUCGAUCAGCCGAGAUUGAAGAUUUUCCCUAUGAGUAGAAGACGGUAUUCAGUGCAUGGUCUUCUUCUCACUGACUGUGACCUUGUAAAAGUAGAUGAUUAAUAGAUUUGAAGGUACUCUCUGGUUCGUAGCUCCUAACACACCCCAAAAACCCCAACCCUGUGUUCAUGUUUCAGGACUCAGUUGUGUAUCAAAUUGUGUUUAGUGUAAAAACAGGAGACCAUGAGGAUAUUUCAAGACACUAUUAGGAGCUAUGAAUCCUUGAGUGUACCUUUUUUUUUUUUUAAAAACAUAAUUUAAAAGCUUGAGUUGAGGUUGAAAUGUCGGGACCGUGGUUCGGUCCAAUGAGCGUCGCACCUCUUGAUUCCUGACUUCGCCAUGCAAGUGAGAAGAUUGCUGAUGGAGUGCAAAAUUGCAACAACUAAGUGGCCAGGCUAAUGUCGACGUCGCUAAUUAGCUUGCUGCUAACAGUGUGAUGUUUUUUUCUUGUUUUUUUUUUGUCUCUCCUGUACAUAGCCACAUCCUGCUUACGUUUAUUUCCUGGGUUUCACCGUAAGGAAAAGGCUAAAUGAAGGAGCGUUGAUCAGAACAUUUUUGCUUGUGCCAGCUCGUCAGUGUCAAGAAUAUUUGUGUUUCAUUAUUGCAUGCUGAAUGCUUGGAGUUGUGAUUUCCCCCCCCCCUUACAUUUGCAUAUGCUCUUAAGGGGUUGGACACACUUUGAAAACCACUCUGAUUAUUUGUGAUUUGCCCAUAUGCUAGUUUAAAUAGAAUGCCUUGAAACCGUGUGCAUUAAGCCAAAGUCCUCAGUUUUGGCAUGGUGGAGUUUAAACAUUGCACUGACGAGCUUUGUUUUGUAACGUUGUCUUUGGAAAUGUUUUUCGUGAUUCAACCCAAAAAAAACGAGAAAAAAAAAAAGAAUCGGAUGCUUGUACAAAUACUCAGUCUUGAAUAUGAACUAGAUAAUGGAUGAAUAGUUUUGUAUGAUCGUGAGGAAUUCUAAAUUAAUGAGAGCAGAUUUGUUUUUCCUGUUUCCUGCAUAAUUUAGGGUUACGUGUUUUCUGCUGCUCACCAUUGACACGCCUUUUUAACCUACGGUCACCUGGUGGCAUUUAGGCUACAGCCCAAAGACCCAUGUAUGAGAAGAGCAGGCUACAAAGUUUUGCCUUAGCUGCACCCAGCAUCAUCACCCCCGCAUGAGGAGGCCCCUGCGCCCCCAAAACUUGAUGUUUGGGUUUAAUACAAAGCCAUUGAGUGACCACUAACUCCAGUCACAGUGCUCUUUGCUUUCGACAUGGUAGCUGCAUUCCUCAGCGUCACACAUCACAUGUUGACAUUAUUGUGGUGUUUCAAAACACGUUUGUCAUCCAUGGAAACCAAUAGACGUCCAUUGUGCUGCCUCCGUGCAGCUUCCUCCUACAAGUCACUCAGUCCUUGCACCUCUUAAGGAAAAGUGCCUUAUUCAGUUGAUAUCCAUAUACAGUGUAGUUGUGAAGUGAUUAUGCCACACCUAUUAAAUACCAAUGGGACUCAGCACUUUCAGACCCCUGUGAAGUGGUUUUCUGUGUCGUAUUCUGCUUGAUUAUGUCUCGUCACGCUCGGCCUUAAACUCCUUGAUCAAAUCCACCGAGCAUUCACUGGUGACGAGCUGUCUGGGAAUUUAUCAGGUUGAAAAGUGAAGACUUGUUGGAUGUACUCUGAAACUUUGCUGAGUUUUGACCCAAACCAUAAAAGAUUAAUAUCAAAUUGAUGUGAAUGGCUUUUGUUUGGCAAAUGUUUCCUUCCAGAUCGGGCCUGGUUGUGUCCUUGACAACUCGUCACUCGCUCAUUGUGAUACAAUCCCUCAUUGAUCACAGCUCCAGACUUCUGGUGUUCUCUGCUGCAACAUCUUCCUCCAUAAUGCAAACUGUCACAUGAUAACUUGAACUCCACUCUGGAUGUAACUUUCAAUUAUCACAUUGAAUGUCUUGUUUAUUUUUUAAUGAAAAAUUCUUCUUGGUCCUGGAGGACUCUCCUAUCGGUUUUCAGUCUCGCAGUGUUCGCUUCCAAGAGCAACGAGUAACAGGCUUUUUUGAUUCCCUCCUUUUGCCUUGUGACUUUCUUGUUAUGUAGUGCCAUGUUAUUUUUUUUAAUAGGCCGUCAGUCUUGUAGGUACGAAUUUUCUGCUUUGCUCCAAACCCACUUUAACACACACACACACACACACAUCAAUAUGUAGACACUCGCAGGUGCCACAAUGUCUCCCGAAUUGUUUUGUGCCUAUUUUGUGCCCAUAUUUUAGCUUUUUUUUUUUCUCCCUCCUUUUUCUUACAAUUUUUUUUUUUUGCCUUGUUUUCUAGUGUUGCCUUUAGUUUCACAAUGUUAAAUCAAUAAAGUUUGAAUAUUGUUAAACAAA
Molecule: messenger RNA, 4539 nt
Organism: Hippoglossus stenolepis (Pacific halibut)
Lineage: Eukaryota; Metazoa; Chordata; Actinopteri; Pleuronectiformes; Pleuronectidae
Gene: cd164
Product: CD164 molecule, sialomucin
Exons: 6
Coding region: 281-871 (196 amino acids)
Cellular component (GO): cytoplasmic vesicle
Source: RefSeq, a predicted model, not a curated record